Messenger RNA from Maylandia zebra (zebra mbuna), 3467 nucleotides. RefSeq names its product OS9 endoplasmic reticulum lectin (gene os9). Gene Ontology annotation, biological process: retrograde protein transport, ER to cytosol; ERAD pathway; endoplasmic reticulum unfolded protein response. The record is from RefSeq and is a predicted model, not a curated record. Lineage: Eukaryota; Metazoa; Chordata; Actinopteri; Cichliformes; Cichlidae. Gene Ontology annotation, cellular component: endoplasmic reticulum lumen.
GGUAAGAGGCGAUAGUCAAUGAUGGCUGCUUCCUUGGUUUGGUUGUUAAAGAGACUGUACGUUUUCUUGUUGACAUGUCCCCUCUGUGUCCCGGGCUUCUUGAAUUUGGAGGAGCUUAAUGACAUGAAAUAUGGGAUUCAGAUUCUUCCCGAUCCUGUCAUCCUGGGGCAGACUAAGACAGAGGAGGUUAUGAUGGUGUCCAGUAAGUACAAACAGCUCUAUGAGUGUCGACUUCCAGCACAGGCUGUGCGUUUUCAUCAGGAUCCCGCCACUGAGCCUGACUCGGAGGGUUACACUGGGCCAGAUAUCCCAGACCUGCUCAAGCCCAUGCACAAUGCCCCAUGUCUACUCAAGACGAAGGACUGGUGGACGUACGAGUUCUGCCAUGGCCAGCAUAUCAGACAAUACCACCUUGAAGACACAGAGAUCAAAGGAGACAUUCUCUUCCUGGGUUAUUAUGAGUCAGAAUUUGAUUGGAGCAAUGAAACAGCAAAGGCCUCCAAACAGCACAGGCUAAAGCGGUACCACAGCCAGACCUAUGUAAAUGGCUCUAAGUGUGACCUAAAUGGAAAUCCCAGAGAGACUGAAGUCCGGUUUGUAUGUGAAGAAGGCUCAGGUGACUACAUUGCGCGAGUAGAUGAACCUCAGUCAUGUCGAUAUGUGCUGACAAUUCACACCAGUCGCACCUGCCAGCACCCAUUCCUGCGGCCACCAUCCACUGCCAAGCCUCAGGGCAUUGUGUGCCAGCCAGCACUAAGUGCCCAACAGUACAUGGAUUACGUCAAGGCACAAGUCUCGGACACAAAACGUAAAGUGGAGCAGAUCUCGGAGGAAUUGAGGAGUCUUGAUGAGAUGUUAGCUGGUAAUGAAGGAGGAGAUGGUGCAGUAAAGGUAACAGCAGAGGAGACAUCGCCUAUCAGUCGUAGAAAAGGUCCUGCUGAUGUAUCAAAAGAUGGAGAGUCAGAUGAGGCAGAAGACUCUGACUUCUGGGAGGGAGUGACAAAGCCAGCAAGUUCAAGAACAUCUACUUUCCAACAGGAGAAUCAGGCAGCAGAUGGUGGCCAUACCUCACAUGCAGACAAUGAAAUCAUAGAUGAUGGUGAUGAAGUAGAAAAAUUCAACUUUAAAAUCAUCACUGACCCAGCAGACCUGAUGAAAUUUGUCCAGCACCUUAAGGAGAGUAACAGGAAGAAAGCACAAGAUCAAGCCAAAAGUAGAGAAGAGACAGCACGACACAACAGAGUAACGGAGAAACUUGACGAGGAGGAGAAAGAUGAAGAGGACCCCGUGCUACAGGAGUUUGAGGAUGAGAUGGCUGACCUCUCUGUGCCUUCGGAUAAAAUCGAAGAGAUAAAGGAGGAAAUGCAGAAGGAGUUUGACAACAUCAUAAACGAGGCUCAACAGGAACUCGAGACAGAGGGUCUGAAAGGGGAGUUUGACCGCACUCAGGCAACACAGACACUGGAGACGACGCUGGAUAAGAUACUCGAUCAUUUGGAGGAGAAAGACGUUCAGGACCCAGAGCAGAAAACGUCCGGAGGCCAAAGAGCCAGCGACCCAGCCCGGGGGAGCCCCAGCCUGGCUCCGAAGCACCCAGACCAAGCAGCUGACGACCAUGUUAAGAUCAAAAUAACUAAGUAUAAGACGGGUAUCAACCCUGAUGGGGAGGUGAAAGUUCAGGAGGUGGGCGAAGGAGACCCGCAGUGGCAGCACAUAAAGGACGUGGUUAAAGAACAGCUAGAGAAGGCAGGACUGAAGGCCGAAGGAAAAAUCGAAGUGAAGAUCUUGACACGAAAAAACGCAGAAGAGGCAGGUGAUCAGUGGCUGACUGAGGAAGAUACAAAGUCCUUCAGGGAGCUACUCAUUAAUCUCCUGACUGGAGGCACUGAAGAGGUUUAUAAAGAGGAGAAAAGGCAGCAGGAGUUGGAGAACAACUACAGAUUUGUUUGGGGAGAUUCCCAGGAGGAGUCAAAGUCAUCCAGCUCCUAUGAUUCAGAUGACGUGGAUAUAUGAGCUCAUUCAGAGUGACCCUUUGUGAUGUUGCACUCCUAUGGAGAGCAGGAGGGAGGAGGACUCUUAAGGUUUAGUCAUAAUUUUGAGAAAGCCCACUUGAUUUGGUCAUUGCUGUUAAAACCUGUGCUGUUUACACAUUCAGAAAAUGUGUUCAUGUGGCUUGAAUAGGCAAUAAUGCAAGUGUCUUUAAUGGGGCAACGUUUAUAUGUUGCACAAUGUGUCAGCUGUACUUGUGCAGUUGAAGUUAUGCAUUUUCCCCUUUUUGACGGGAUUCAGUUUUUGUUUUCAGUUUUACUAAAUAUUCACGAUUAGUUCUGACGUCGUCUGCAGCACACUGUUUAUCCUCAAUUAAAUUAUUACUUGUUUGUCUUCUGUGUUGCCAUUGACAGAGACGUCCGUAGUGUGAGUCAACAAGGGAAUUCUGUUUACUUCAGCAGAUUGUACGAUCUGCACAGGUUGUUUUGUUCGUCUUUCUUUCUUUCUUUCUUUCUUUCUUUCUUUUUACUGAAAAGUAAAAGAAAAAAUGUUGAAAACAAAAGAAAAAAACCCUCAAAUUCCAGUUUCCACUGAUCCUCGAAGCUUUCUGAUUUGGUCCAUUUGGUGAAAACAAACAAGUAAACAGUGUCUGCACACACUCGCAGUUGAUAUAUAGUUUUUGUUUUGUUUUUUCACAAAUGUCCUGUGAAUUCAGAAGAGAACAGAAAAAUUUUGAAUACUUUUUGUUUUUGACAGUAACUGGAUUUAAUAUAUCUCAACUUGGAAAUCAAAUAAAUCUACAGUGUCAAUCAGAUUCAGUGCACCACAUUAAUGCAAACAUGCACUUAAAGGGCUGAAUUUGUAAAUUUUGUGAAUGCUUGUGGGUACUUGCAAGUCAACAUGUACAUAAUUAUUGUGUCAUUAUUUUUUUGAUUUAUUGUAAAAUAGCACAGAUUAAGUGGCGACGGAGUUACCUGAGUAAAUGAGUUUUAAAAAUCCUGACUCUGCAUUCUGUUAUGAAAAAUAAUCUCAUAUGAGAUGUAAAUCACAUACACACUCUUUUUUUUCAGACACAGUAGUGUUUUCGUAUUAAAAAGUCUGCAUCUGUUACCUCGGAUAUCUUGUAAAUACAAUUCUGCUGCCUCUUUUCAGUUGUUUGUAUUGUGUAUUAAAACUGCCAAAUGUUAGAUGUUAGACAUUUGUAUUUUUAUUAUCUCAUACAUUCAGUGUUACAAUCCUUACUAGUAUGGCUACUUGUAUGCUAGGCCAACUGUAUCAACAAAUUUCCAUCCGAUACUAUAACUGUUAAAGUGAGCAGUGGGCCAACCCUGGCGACUAGUAAAAUAUUGAGACUGAGAAGACUGGCUAACCUGAGAACAAGAUGGGAGCAGCAUAUGGAAGGACAAGUUGUUUUUGGAUGUAAAAUAGUACAAAACAACUAAUCAAAUGUUGAAAUUAAAAAAAAUGACAAGAUUGAA